GAAAUUUGGUCAUCAAAUCGUACGAAUUUAAAAGUCAAUAUAUGUACAAACAUAUAGUUGGUACCCGCAAAAACAAAUUAACCCGUGAAAACUGAGCGGUUCUACCAGGUCGAGUGGCUACUCGAUAGUUAGGAGUUCUGUUCCGGGCAUUGUCCUUCUCUGUUAAAAAAACUCUCCAUAAAGUGCAUCUUUUAGGCAAGUCUCCUAUGGGUUGCAUCAGACGUGUGCCUGGGGUCAUAGGUAGUUUACUUUCAAAGUCAAAAAUGGUGGCUCAUUAUCUGUCUCUAUCAGUUGAUAACAACAUCAGUUGGUAGGGGUGUUCAUUCAGUUCAAAUCGGAUAGAACCGAACCCAACCGAUUUGAAUUUUUAUUAAAAUAAUCUAAAUUAAUGAAAUAAAAGUUUUAACUAUCCGAAAAUUGGCUUAAAAUAACAAAAUUUGAAGCCGAAAAUCAGUCCGGUUCGGGCGUUGUAAAGUCAACUUCCAAAAUUCCACGUUAUAUAAUAUAUAUUCUUAAAAUCCUUUCAAUUCAAAGACUAAAAUCAUGCUUGGAAUGUUUCAGAAGACUUUAUAAAUAAUCUCUGGUCAACUUCAUAGCUUUCAUGUUCAUAUAUCUUCUAUGAAACUUCCUUGUCAAAAAUUCAACGUUUGAUGCUUAUUCAGAAUCAUUAACCUUUAAUGCUCUCACCAGAAACAUUAGAUCUUGAUCUUGUUGUCACUUCAGAAUGAGAUUCAUUUCUAUUUUCUGUCUCUCAAUUCUUGGAUUCUGCUCAUUAAUUCAAGCUCAGCAACCUUAUGUUGCAAAAGCUGCAACAAAUUGUUCGAAUACAGCAAAUUCAGCUCUCGGAUAUUCCUGUAACGGCCUCAACCCGACUUGCCAAGCUUACCUCACUUUCCGAUCCCAGCCUCCUUACGACACCGUUUCUUCCAUAGCUACCCUGUUAGGCUCUGACCCGACUCAGCUUUCUGCAAUAAACUCCGUUUUUGAAACUGCGUCGUUUGAUUCAGACAAGUUGGUGAUCGUCCCUGUCAGGUGCUCGUGUUCGGGUAAAUACUAUCAGGCUAACACUUCUUAUAUUGUUCAGUCUAAUGAUUCUCCUUUCUUGAUUGCUAAUAAUAUUUAUCAAGGUCUUUCGACCUGUCAAGCUAUUAAUGAUCAAAACCCGAGGGGGACUGUUGAUAUAUUUCCUGGUGAAUCACUGGCUAUUCCGUUGAGAUGUGCUUGUCCGACUAAGAACCAAACGGAUUUAGGCGUCAGGUAUUUAUUAAGCUAUGUCAUCACUCGGGGUGAUACGGUUUCCGGCGUUAGUGUAAGAUUCGGUGGAGAUACUGGUCGGAGUCUUGAUGCAAAUGGACUUAGUAUGGAAAAUCCCACUAUUUUUCCAUUCACUACACUCCUGAUACCUCUAGAGAUGGCGCCGACAAGUAGUCAAACGGUAACGCCGCCUCCUUCUCGAGCUUCACCGCCACCUCCGACACCAACUACUAACUCCUCCACCAGAAGGCCGAGAAAUAAAACAUGGAUCUAUGUCGCUGUUGGUGUUCUUGGAGGAAUUGCCUUUACACUUGGCACUGGUACCGUUGUUUUCUUUGCGUUAUUUCGUAAAAGUAGAAAGAAUUCGAAUUUGAUUAGUGGCUCUGAAAGCUUCGAGGCGCAUGGGAAACCGUUCAACAAGAAGUUAAAUGAAGAAUCUCAGGAUUUCUUGGACAGUAUUUCUAGUAUGGCUCAAUCCAUUACUGUAUACAAGUUGAAAGAACUUGAAGCUGCAACGGAUAAUUUCAGCCCGAGUUGCUUGAUUACGGGAUCUGUUUAUCGUGGCUCUAUUAAUGGUGAUUAUGCUGCCAUCAAGAAAAUGAAUGGUGAUGUGUCGAAGGAGAUAGAUUUACUAAACAAGGUCAACCAUUUUAACCUUAUUCGUUUAUCCGGUGUUUGUUUCAGCGAUGGUAUUUGGUAUCUUGUUUACGAGUAUGCUGCUAAUGGAGCGCUGAGUGAUUGGAUUUAUAACAGCAACGGAAAAUUCUUGAGUUGGAUACAGAGAGUACGAAUUGCUUUGGAUAUUGCGACAGGGCUUAACUAUCUACACAGUUUUACGAAUCCUCCUCAUGUUCACAAGGAUAUAAAAAGCAGUAAUGUUCUUCUUGAUAGCGAUUUCCGGGCUAAGAUCACGAAUCUCACUAUGGCGAGAUCAACGGAAGGACAAGACGGUGAAUUUGCUUUGACACGGCAUAUUGUGGGGACAAAAGGUUACAUGGCUCCUGAGUAUUUGGAAAAUGGUCUUGUCUCCACAAAGCUUGAUGUCUAUGCAUUUGGUGUUGUUAUGCUGGAGAUAGUUAAUGGAAAAGAAAUUGCUGCUUUCUACACAGAGGAAAAUGUGAAUUUAUCCGAUACGAUAAAUCAUGUUCUUUCCGAAGAAGAUGAACAAAAGAGUCUGAAGCAAUUCAUUGAUCCUUCUUUGGAAGGGAAAUGUUCUUCAGAAAUCAUCGUGUAUAUGUUGAAAUUGAUCGACAGUUGCUUGAAUAAAAAUCCAGCUGAUCGUCCUUCUACCGAUGAGAUUACUCAAGCUCUGUCAAGAAUCUUGACUUUUUCACUGAGCUGGGAACCGUCAAACACCUCAGGAUACCAGAGUUUUAGCAACAGCUCGACAGAAAUGUACUCGAAAUGAGAAUCUCUCAGCUGUUAUUGUAAGUUCCUUUUGUAGAGUGUUCUUGUUCAAGAACUGUUUUUUUUUUUCUGGCUUACAACUCAUGUAUAAUUUAAAUAAUAUAGAGUACCGUUCUAAAAUCAAAACCAAAUAUUCAUUUUACAUGCAAUUAACAGAAUUUAUCACACAAAAAAAAUCAAA
Mercurialis annua (annual mercury) is the source of this 2842-nucleotide messenger RNA. RefSeq names its product lysM domain receptor-like kinase 4. The coding region runs from base 725 to 2662 and encodes 645 amino acids. Gene Ontology annotation, biological process: protein phosphorylation. The transcript has a single exon. NCBI's taxonomy places the organism in Eukaryota, Viridiplantae, Streptophyta, Magnoliopsida, Malpighiales, Euphorbiaceae. Gene Ontology annotation, molecular function: ATP binding; protein kinase activity. The record is from RefSeq and is a predicted model, not a curated record.